Scheffersomyces coipomensis is the source of this 2018-nucleotide messenger RNA. RefSeq names its product amino acid transporter. Bases 345 to 1592 code for a protein of 415 amino acids. The transcript has a single exon. Gene Ontology annotation, biological process: regulation of intracellular pH. Gene Ontology annotation, cellular component: membrane; vacuole. The record is from RefSeq and is a predicted model, not a curated record. Lineage: Eukaryota; Fungi; Ascomycota; Pichiomycetes; Serinales; Debaryomycetaceae.
AUAUUAUAUUUAUAACAUUGACUAUAAUCUAUUAAUGAAAAGUGUAACUUUUUUGGUAACCUGUAAAACCAAUUUGCUGGUUACAACAUAAUUUUACAUAUUAAGAUUGUCUCUUUUUACAGAUUUAACCUGAGGGGAGCGGACUUCACUACACUGACUGCACUAUAUACAGUACGCACACACCCCCACUUUCUAACAGAGGAGAGACCGUGUAUCAAAAUAUCACCUAAAUUGAAAUAAUAUACCCAAAUUCAUAUUACUAAUGAUUAAAGUUUAGAUAUAUAAUAGGUGGUUGAUAGUAUCAAAACUAUCGUGUAAUGAGGAUAGAGAUAAGUUAAAAAGAAAUGCUUACUGAGAAUCAACGAAUAUUCAUCUCAUUCACCUUAUUUGGGUUAUUAAAUAAUAUCUUAUAUGUGGUUAUCCUUUCAGCUGCUAUAGAUCUUGUAGGAGCUUCAACUCCGAAAGGGAUUGUAUUAUUGGCUGAUGUCAUCCCAUCAUUUGCAUUCAAGCUUAUGGCGCCGUUUUUCAUUCAUAAAUUCCCUUAUGUUUCAAGAAUGUGGACUAUCUUGGCUAUAUCUACUUCAGGUAUGCUUUUAAUUAGUUUAACUCCUGCUUCAUCAAAAGUAUCAAAGAUUGUUGGGAUUGCGGUGGCAUCUUUUUCAUCAGGAAUUGGAGAAGUGACAUUCUUACAAUUAACUCAUUUUUAUCAUGAAGAAUCAUCAAUUGGAGGAUUUUCAACCGGAACUGGAGCUGCAGGAUUAUUAGGAAGUUUUUUAUUUUUAUUCAUGACAACUAUAUUAGGGAUUGAAGUAUGGAUUAGUUUAUUAAUCUUUGCUAUUGUCCCUACUGGAUUCUUAUUUACUUAUUAUUUGAUUUUACCAUCUCCAGAUUUGAUUGUUGAUCAAUAUGAACCAAUUCAUACUGAUGAAGAAGAACAAAUUGAAAUUCAAUCUCAAGAACAAGAAUUAAGAAGUUCAUUUGAUUUUGAAAAACGUCCUUGGUAUAAUAAAGCAAUCUAUCAUGUUUAUGAUACCUUUAAAGAUAUUAAACCUUUAAUACGUCCUUAUAUGUUACCAUUAUUAUUGGUUUAUAUUUCAGAAUAUACUAUAAAUCAAGGUAUAGCCCCCACAUUAUUAUUCCCUUUGGAUGAUUUACCUCAUUGGUUAUUUGGAAGUUAUAGAGAUAUCUAUGUGGUUUAUGGAUUUGUUUAUCAAUUAGGAGUAUUUAUAUCGAGAACAUCAAUUAAUUUUGGAAUUCGAUUUCGUCAAUUAUAUUGGAUGGCAGUAUUACAAUUUUUAAAUGUUAUAAUUACAUUGUAUCAAUCAAUUUAUUUUGAUUUCCCAUUUCCAAGUGUUUGGUUUAUCAUAAUACUUACAUUUUAUGAAGGAUUAUUAGGAGGAUUACUGUAUACCAAUACAUUUAUGUCAGUUAGUGAAACUGUUCCCAAAAAUAAACGAGAAUUUAGUAUGGGAAGUGUUAGUUUAAGUGAUAGUGCGGGAGUGGUUAUAGCGGGAUUGCUUAAUUUAUGGUUAGAAAUGCAAUUAUGUAGUAUUCAAGUAUCAAAGGGACGAGAUUGGUGUUUAACGGGGUGAUGGUUAAUCUUUCAAGAUUAAGGACGACCUAGUUCUGUAUAGAGAGAGAUAGUUAUAGAUAGCAACGAUUGAUGAUAAAUGAACUAAGCCAAACCAUUUUAUUUAAUAUAUACUCCGUAGAAUAAUUUAAUUCAUAACCGUUGCCGAGGAACACAAUGUAAUAAUCUCAUCAUCUUUUUUGACGUAAAAAAAAAGUCAACCUUAAACACGCCGGGGGUAGGAAGGACGGUAUUAUUUUUAGACAAUUCACUGUCUCCCUAGAUGAACUGAAUCAUCAAUCACUAACUAUUACUCUACUCUCCUCCACCCCCUCGUGUUUAAUGACAUUUUUGUUUGAAUUUUGUGUAUCUAUUGUGGUAUCCAUAGGGAGUCUUCCUUACAUUAGUUAACUUCUGCUCACUAAAAUUAGGGAGAGAAAAAAAAGGG